Messenger RNA from Hansenula ciferrii, 3516 nucleotides. It is a transcript of the gene TCB2, whose product is annotated as Tricalbin-2. The transcript is spliced from 2 exons. Gene Ontology annotation, molecular function: lipid binding. The record is from RefSeq and is a predicted model, not a curated record. NCBI's taxonomy places the organism in Eukaryota, Fungi, Ascomycota, Saccharomycetes, Phaffomycetales, Wickerhamomycetaceae. Bases 1 to 3516 code for a protein of 1171 amino acids.
AUGGCUAGUGCUCAAGCUGAUGUUAUCAAAAAAGCUACACCUUUAACUUCAGAUCCAAAUGCUACUAGUAAGAAUUUGGAUCCUGCUAAAUUAAAAGAAGCUGAAGAACUUGCUGAAAAAGAGAAAAGAGACCCUGUUCCUGCAACUAGUGUUGGUUGGAAACAAAUUGGUGAAUGGGAAGAAAAAGAUUCAUUAACUCUUGAUGAUGAAUUGAUGGAUUUAGCAACUCCAACUCUUUUAGAUAGUUAUUUACCUGAUCAUUUAUAUGGUGAUUGGUUCCAUAGUGUUGGUUUAUUAAUUGGUGCUGGUUUAUUAUCUUGGAUUGUUGGUAGAUUUAAUUUUUCAAUUGCUCCAGUCUUCUUUAUUACUCUUGCUGCAUCUGUUUAUUAUAGAGCUUCUAUUAAGAAAUAUAGAGGUGUUGUUAGAGAUGGUUUACAAAGAGAAUUUACUAUUAAACAUGUCGAAAAUGAUUAUGAAACUAUGGAUUGGUUAAAUACAUUCUUGGACAAAUAUUGGAUUUAUCUUGAACCUUCAGUUUCUCAAAUUGUUACUGAACAAGUUAAUCCAAUCUUAGCUUCAAAUGAAGGUAUUCCACCAUUUGUUUCAGCAAUUUGGAUUGAUCAAUUUACUGCAGGUAUUAAACCACCAAGAAUUGAUUUUGUUAAAACUUUAGAUAUUCCAAAAGAUGAUGUUGUUGUUAUGGAUUGGUCUUUUUCAUUUACUCCUCAUGCUACUGCGGAUUCAAGUGCUAAACAAUUGAAAAAUUAUGUCAAUCAAAGAGUUGUUGUUAAAGCUACACUUUUCGGUAUUACAAUUCCAGUUGUUGUGGAAAAUGUUGCAUUUAAAGCUUGGGCAAGAGUUAGAAUUAGAAUGACUACAAAAUUCCCACAUUUUGAAACUGUUAAUGUUCAAAUGAUGGAACCACCUCAAUUUGAUUUCAUUUCUAAACUUUUAGGUGAAUCUAUUUUCAAUUGGGAAGUCUUAUCAUUCCCAGGUCUUUAUCCAUUUAUUAAUGAAAUGAUUAAAAAAUUUGCAGGUCCAAUGGUUUUCCAACCAUUUUCUUUCCAAUUAAAUGUCCCACAAUUAUUAUCUGGUAGUAAUACUUCAAUUGGUAUCUUGGCUCUUAGAAUCAAAUCUGCUAAAGGUUUGAAAGCUGCUGAUCGUGUCUUGGGUAAUACUGUUGAUCCUUACUUAACUUUCAAUUUUUAUGGUAAAGAAGUUUUAGCUAAAACUAAAACUAUUUUGGAUACUUUAACUCCAACUUGGAAUGAAACUGUUUUCGUUUUAGUUGGUAGUUUUACUGAACCUUUAAUUAUUACUGGUUAUGAUUGGAAUGAAGAUAGAAAAGAUAAAAACAUUGGUUCAUUACAAAUUGAUUUGAAUGAUGUUUCUGAUAAGAGAAAUGCUAAGAAUCAAGUUGGUCAAUUCUUGAGAAAUAACAAACCUUGUGGUGAAUUAUUAUAUGAUUAUGAAUUUUUCCCAACUUUGGAAGAAUCUACAUUACCAGAUGGUUCAACUGAACCACCUCCAGAUUUAAAUACCGGCUUAGCAAAGAUUGAAUUAAGUGAAGUUAGAAAUAUUAGAAAUGAUGGUAAAUUAUCAAGUUAUACUGAAUUAUAUUUCAAUAAUGAAUUAGUUAAAACUACACCAGUUUCUAAGAAUACUGAUAAUCCAACUUUCUCAAUUCCUUUUGAAACCAUUAUUACAGAUCGUCGUAAAUCAAGAAUUAAAGUUUUAGUUAAAGAUCCAAAGGGUAAAUUAAUCUCUGCAUCAAUUCAAACAUUAAAUGAUUUAAUUGAUAGAACUGAAAUUGAUAGUGAAUGGAUUCCAUUUAGUAAAGGUGAUGGUGAAUUUAAAAUUACAACAAAUUAUAAAUCUGUUUCUUUAAGAGAUGCACCAGGUGCUGGUGGUUAUACCGAACCAAUUGGUGUUGUUAGAGUCUUGUUGAAUAAAGGUGAAGGUUUACGUAAUUUAGAAAAAAUUGGUAAAAGUGAUCCAUAUGCAAGAUUAUUAGUUAAUGGUAAAAUUAGAGCAAGAACUGAUUUCAUUCCAGAUUCAUUAGAUCCUGUUUGGGAUGAAGCUUUAUAUGUUCCAGUUACUUCACCAAAUCAAAAAUUAACCAUUGAAGUUAUGGAUGCAGAAAAAAAUAAGAAUGAUCGUACUUUAGGUUCAUUUAAUGUUAAAACUAAUGAUAUUAUUGAAAGAGGUGAAGAUGAUAAAUAUGUUGAAUUUGUUGAUAAGGAAUUAAGAACUGGUCGUUUAGUUCAUAAAAAAGGUCCAAAAGGUACUGUUACUUAUGCUUUAUCAUUUUAUCCAAUUACUCCAGUUAAGACUUUAGAAGAUAUUAAAGAAGAACAAGAAGCUAAAGAUAAAAAAGAAGCUGAAAAAUUGAAAAAAGCUGAAGAAGAAGCUAAAUCUGGUAAAAAACCAGAAUCUAAACCAUCAUCAAAAGAUUCAUCAGAUUCAAAGAAUGCUGAAGAAACUGUUGAAGAAGAUGAAGAUUUUAAUGAAACAAAUAAAAUUCAAUUAUCAUUACCGGAAUUAUUAACUUAUAACACUGGUGUUUUCGUUUUCACAGUUUUAUCCGGUGAUUAUAGUUCAACAAAUAGUUAUUUACAAGUUUUUUUGAAUGGUCAUGGUCAUCCAGAUCAUGUUAGUCCAGAAGUUAAAACUAAAAAAGUUACAUCACCAUUUUCAGGUGAUGCCUUAGUGCCAGAAUUAGAAUGGGCAAAUGUUACAUUUAGAUUAGUUAAAGAUGCGAAAAAUAAUCGUGAAGAUGAAUCAAUUGCAGAAUCAACAUUACCAGUUUUAAGUUUAUUGAAAAAUUCAUAUCAUGAACCACAAACUUUAACUUUAACAGGUAUGGGAACAAAUAAAUUAUUAAUUCAAACUCAAUGGUUACCAGUUGAAGUUUCUAAAUUACCUCCAGCUGAUUUAAUUACAAAUAGUGGUCAAUUAUCAUUAGAAAUUAUCAGUGCAAAUAACUUAUUAAGCGCAGAUUCAAAUGGUAAAUCAGAUCCUUUCAUUAAAGCUUAUUUACCUCAAGAAGAAGAUCCAUUCUAUAAAACUAAAACUAUUAAGAAAACUCUUGAUCCAGUUUGGAAUGAAAAGACAAAUUUGGAAAUUACAAAUAGAGUUAAUACAGUUAUUGAUUUUAGAAUUGCAGAUUGGGAUUUCGGUGCAGGUCAAGAUGAUAAAUUAGGUGAUGCUUAUUUCGAUUUAGCAGAUAUUGAUCCAAUAAAUCCAGCAGAAUAUGAUGUACCAGUUAAAGGUCCAAAAGGUGAAGAUGGUGGUGUUUUACAUGUUAAAACAAGUUUUAGACCUGGUUAUAUUGUUAAAGUUAAUAGUCAAAGUACUAAUAUUGGUGCAGCUGGAUUGAAUGCAGUUGGAUCAGGUAUUGGUGCUGGUAUUGGUGCUGGUGGUAAAGUUGUUGGAGGUGUUGCUGGAGGUGUUGGUGGUGGUUUAGGUAAAGUUAAAGGUGCCAUUUUCGGUAAAAAGAAAGGUGGUGAUGAAUAA